CGCCUCGUUUAUUCUCAAUAGUUGUCAGAGCCUCAGGUCACUCACUAGUCGUCGUGAGGCAUCUUCCACUCCCUUUCUUUCUCUCUCUCUGUCUCCUUGUCCUUCACCUUCUCAGGCUCCAGCAUCUAUUUUGCAAAGGCUGAGAAAACCGUGGACCGCGAAGCAGUAGUAAACUCGAGGCAGGAAAACAAACGCGUCUUUUCUCCUCAAAAGUUCUCGACUCAAAAUCUGACCAUGUCCGGCGAAGACGCACCCGCCCAGCAGCAAAAUGCCGAGGAGCAGAAGCAGCAGCAAGAAACCAAGACGCCCGCCGAGUCCCCCAAAACCGAGAGCAAACCAGACCCGCCGCCCAGCAGCGCCUCCACCGAGGCCGCCACCCCAGCGCCCGCCGCGGAGAAAGCCCCAGAGGAGGACACGUUCAGCUACCGGGCUCUGGUGCUCACCGGCUACGGCGGGUAUGAUAAGGUGAAGCUCCAAGUGAAGAAGGGGAAGCCAGCUCUCAAAAGCGGCGAGGUGAUGGUCCGCGUGAAAAUAUGCGGGCUGAACUUCGCCGAUCUGAUGGCGAGACAGGGACUGUACGACCGGCUCCCGUCCCCGCCGGUAACCCCGGGCAUGGAGUGCUCCGGGAUCAUCGAGGCUGUCGGUGAAGACGUGACUGACAGAAAAGUGGGUGAUAAGGUCCUGGUUCUGAACCGGAGCGGUAUGUGGCAGGAAGUAGUAGUGGUGGCGACCACACACACCUUCCUGAUGCCAGAGGGCAUGAGCUUUGAGGAGGCGGCGGCACUUCCUGUCAAUUACAUCACCGCCUACUUGAUGCUCUUCGACUUUGGGCACCUGCGUCCGAACCAGAGCGUGCUCAUCCAUAUGGCUGCAGGUGGGGUGGGCAUCGCUGCCACUCAGUUGUGUAAAACGGUGAAUGAUGUCACCGUGUUUGGCACCGCCUCUGCCAGCAAGCAUGAGGUCAUCAGCCAGGGCGGAGUCACGCACCCCAUUGACUACAGGACACGUGACUAUGUGGAGGAGAUCCGUAAAAUCAGCCCCAAAGGCUUGGAUAUUGUUCUGGAUCCUCUGGGAGGCUCUGACACCAAUAAGGGCUACAACCUUCUGAAACCAAUGGGGAAGCUCAUCAGCUACGGUGCCGCUAACAUGUUGGCGGGUCAGAAGAAGAACCUGUUUGUGGUGGCUAAGACCUGGUACCAGCAGUUCUCCGUACACACCCUGAGCCUGAUCCAGGGAAACCGCUCGGUGUGUGGAUUUCACCUGGGGUACCUGGACUCUGAGACAGAGCUGAUCGCUCAGGCCAUGGCAGCAAUCAUGGACCUGUACAGACAGGGCAAGAUCAAGCCCCGAAUCGACUCCACCUACCACCUAGAACAGGUUGGUGAUGCCAUGCGUAGGAUGCAAGAGAGGAACAACAUUGGUAAAAUCAUCCUCACCACCGAGCCCAUGAAGGAAGAGGAGAAGAAAGAGGAAGCCAAGAAAGAUGAGGAGAAGAAGAAAGAUGACAAGAAAAAGGAUGAAAAGAAGAAGGAAGACAAGAAGAAGGACGAUGCCAAGAAGGAGGAGAAAAAGGAGGAGAAGGAAGAGGCCAAGAAAGAUGACAAGAAAGCAGAAGAAAAGAAGGAAGAGGCCAAGAAAGAGGAGAACUGAGUGGAGAGAAACAUUGUGGAUGUGCUUCGUGUCUGUGUCAGCGGUUUGGGAGUGGUUUGAGUGUGUGUGUGUGUGUGUUAUGUGUGUGUGUGUGUUUGUGUGUGUAUGGAGGGGUGUAUAGUGUAAUUCGCUUAACCCCAGGUGAUUCCUGACAUUAGACCUGCAUUUCUGCAAUCAUUCAAUCAACAGAAUUCACACACACACACACACACACACACACGCACACACUUUAUACACCAAGGGAACACACCACUUUACUUUCUGUUGUAACCCGGUAGUAUUUAUUCCCGGUUCUUCUGUGUCCUUUCUAACUAUUUCAUAUGACUGCAUGCCACCAAGGCAUGCUAGGGCCGUAUUAUCCUUUUUAUAACUAUCACCGCAGUGUUUACUCAACCAACGUCUUUAAUUAUAUAACAAAAUAACCUUACUCUUCACCCUUUAAAAUCUUACUACCCUAUCCUCUAACGUUAUUCCUGCCAAACUAAUGCACUAUAAAAUUGUAUACCACUGAAAUAUUCUUUGUAGACGCAAACCAAAAACCACCUCAUUCGCUCUCUACACCCCUCCGUGUGUUUGCAUAUCCACCGUGAGAUUGGCUUUUCUGUUCCCUUUUAGUCUCUGUUCUGAAGUGGGUGCACUUGUUUGAUUCACCAUACGUCAUCAAAAGUGAAAGAGCUUUUUUUCUCUGCCCACUUUGGCAUGCAAAAACAAGAGCACCCACCUACACUCCCAUUGUUUAUGUUGUUUUUCCCUUAUUGGGCCAGACUCACUGACAUGUACUCAAGCCCCGCCCCCUGGAGGAGUCAGGGCACUUUCUGAUUGGCCGAGAUGGACAACGGGCUUCUUUUAUGUGUACACGUGCACAUCGCAGACUUUACCCCGAAAACUAACAAGGGUGCUUUAGCCCUCAGCUGAUCAAUGUGUCAUGUCAUUUAAACAGGGCAAGCGUCAGGGUUUUAAUGAGUCUAGCUUGGCAAGCAGGACCAAUUAUAGAGAACAUUCUCCCAGCCUUUUUCCCAUCGUUUCUCUUGUAUCAGAUGUUGACUCGUAAAGACAGGAGUGGCCUUUCAUUCCAGAACCACCUCCAGGAUUCCUCAGGAUCCUGACGCUUUCCACCCCUCGUUCCCGUGAUGGCUUUACCACACGAUCAUGCUGACCUGCAGCUCGGAUUUAAAUAUGAUCUCCACGCCAGUCUGGCUUUUCUAACUCCACUCUCUUUCGCUCUCUUCCCAUUUCGUCAUUGUGGUUGGCAUAGCAACAGCACUUAGGCUAGUUAGAGAUGACAGUUAGGUCUCACCCCCACAUCGCAGACGAAUGCAAACAGACAACCACUCGCAGCUUCUUUUAUACCAUUAACGUUGGUGGUUUUAUUUGAAUGCAUUUAGGAAUGUGGCUACACCCUCUCUUAGGCAUGUCAAUCAAUCCCUCUGGCUCCUCCCCCUCCCCUGUUUCUCAGAGAGCAGUAAUCCACUGCCUCCGCUGGUGAUUUAUAUGCAGUGCAGUGCUAUCAUUCAAGUAAUCAAGACACCUGCUGACCGCACUCUUUCUUUUCACACUGUGAGUCUGGUUCAUUUCAGUGAGUGUUUAUGUGAAACAAAACCAGAUCCCCUCUUUUAUAUGUGCGUUUGUUGUGUGCGAGUACGUGUGUUUCUGUAUUUGACCGUCUGUCCUCAGGUUUGUUGUCGGAUUUAGAUUCAAAUGUUCUUUCUUUCUGUUUCUCUACCUCCCUCAUGCCACCUUAUGCUAUCGUCUGGCAUUUUAACAGUCUCUUUCUCCUCCUCUGUCAGUUUCUAACUCUCACCAUCACUCUUGAAUAUUCCGGCCCCCGUGAACAGCCUGCAUUGGUUUGCUAUCGUUUGCACUCAGCUUACACUUAUAGAAAAUGGUGUUUCCACACCCAAUCCACUGUAUCUUUGGUUCCCGUCCGGGUUUUCACACCGUUUCAGUCACAUUCUUGUUCUCCCACCAACAAUCUCGUUCUGUAUGCGCCUCUAAAACCGAGUGUUUGAAUGUGCAUGGAGAUGCUCAGAAGGCUGCAUUGUUCAAUGUUUGCUCGUGUUUACAUAAUCACUACGAGUGCAGAUAACCAUUCAGGCCCAGAAUGCACUGGGGUGGGUGUGGAACAGCCAUUCUAGUCUGAAGAGUCACCAUGUUCCAACUCACUGAAUCCCAAUCCGGUUUUGAGUUCUGGAUCCAAGGGAUUGAGUUUCAGUUUCUUGUUGUGUUCCGCUGGCUCUCUUCCUGUGUUCCUGUGGAUGGUGACCCUAACUAACACUUCAGUGAAAAAUAUCCGUCCUCUUUGUAUUAGGUUUCAUUUUUGUUUUUUGUAUGUUUGUUUUUGUGAUCUGCAUUUCAGUAGUUUGAGUUCAAAUGGCUUUGCUGCAGUUCCUCUAAAAUGUGAUGAAUCAUGUGAUUUUGUUGGUCCUGACCGAGUGUGCCAAACUUUUUCGUGAAGGCAUGACCUUCGCUAUAACUGUGCUUGCUGUACUGAAGAAAAAAAAAAAACAAUGAAUGAAAGAUAAAGAAAAAAAACCUAA
Molecule: messenger RNA, 4187 nt
Organism: Carassius carassius (crucian carp)
Lineage: Eukaryota; Metazoa; Chordata; Actinopteri; Cypriniformes; Cyprinidae
Gene: vat1
Product: vesicle amine transport 1
Exons: 6
Coding region: 235-1650 (471 amino acids)
Molecular function (GO): oxidoreductase activity; zinc ion binding
Source: RefSeq, a predicted model, not a curated record